AUGAACCUGAAUGGUGGAAACAUGUCAGAGCUGAUCUUCAACACUGUCAGGAUUGUCACCACUUUGGAUUCUAACCCCAGGCCUUCACCUGGACCAGAUAACGCAACAAACUUUAGAUGUCACAGGACCGAAGUGACACACAACGGCAUCAACACGCAUCCUGUGAAUAUCUCCCACUAUAAUGCUGCAGGACAUGCGUGGUCUCUCUGUCCCCGUUUUGAGUCUCCAGUGGAAAAGAACUGGCCAGCGCUGCUGAUUUUAGUCGUCAUCGCCGUCACAGUCAUGGGCAACAUCCUGGUGAUCCUGGCGGUUUCCCUGGAGAAAAAGCUGCAAAAUGCCACAAACUAUUUCUUGAUGUCACUGGCAGUGGCUGACAUGCUUCUAGGCAUCUUGGUCAUGCCAGUUUCCAUGGUGACCAUCCUCUACGAUUACAAAUGGCCACUGCCGUCUGACCUUUGCCCUAUCUGGAUCUACCUGGAUGUCCUGUUCUCCACAGCAUCCAUCAUGCACCUCUGUGCCAUCUCUCUGGAUCGAUAUAUCGCCAUACGUAACCCGAUCCACCACAGCCGCUUCAAUUCCCACACCAAGGCUCGUGUGAAGAUCAUGGCUGUGUGGACAAUUUCUGUCGGAAUCUCAAUGCCUAUUCCUGUGCUUGGACUAAGAGACCACUCCAAGGUUUUUAAAGAUGGCGUCUGCUUACUGACAGAUGCCAACUUUGUGCUUGUGGGCUCCUUUGUUGCAUUUUUUGUUCCUUUGACCAUCAUGAUCGUCACCUACUUCCUGACUAUCAAUGCUCUACAGAAUGAAGCCACGCUCUGCUUGGACCAGCUGGUUCCACGGCCCAAAUGGAGCACUACAUUCACCCUGAGCUUCCUGUCACAAACGUCUGUAUCCUCUGACAAACUCUUCAGGCGUUCCAUAAGUCGAGAGGUUGGUGGAAGAGGAAGCAGUGGUGGCCUUGGUGGCACUCGGGGUAGUUUCUCUGGCCCAUUGUUUGGGCGGCGCACCAUGCAGUCCAUCAGCAAUGAGCAGAAGGCAUCUAAGGUGCUCGGAGUGGUGUUUUUUCUCUUUGUGGUCAUGUGGUGCCCGUUUUUCAUCACCAAUGUGCUGGUAGUGGUGUGUCACCGAGCCCCAUGUAAUCCAGAGGUCAUGGGAGAUCUGCUGAACAUUUUUGUCUGGGUUGGAUACUUAUCCUCUGCUGUUAAUCCAUUGGUCUACACAUUAUUUAAUAAAACAUACCGCACAGCUUUCCAGCGCUACAUAUGCUGUCAGUAUCAGCCAGAGAAGAAACCUCUUCAACUCAUACUGGUCAACACCAUCCCACCUCUGGCCUACAACUCCACGCAGCUACCCCUGAGUGACGUUGAGAAGUUACGGAAUGGAACAGCACACUGUAAUAAGGAGAGGAAGGAAUUCUUCCUACCUGCAAAGGAAACAACACAGUGUAGAAAGGGCAAAAGCUACAAAGACAAAGAUGAGAGCAGAGUAUAA
Molecule: messenger RNA, 1491 nt
Organism: Nematolebias whitei (Rio pearlfish)
Lineage: Eukaryota; Metazoa; Chordata; Actinopteri; Cyprinodontiformes; Rivulidae
Gene: htr2aa
Product: 5-hydroxytryptamine (serotonin) receptor 2A, genome duplicate a
Exons: 3
Coding region: 1-1491 (496 amino acids)
Biological process (GO): chemical synaptic transmission; G protein-coupled receptor signaling pathway, coupled to cyclic nucleotide second messenger
Cellular component (GO): dendrite; plasma membrane
Molecular function (GO): G protein-coupled serotonin receptor activity; neurotransmitter receptor activity
Source: RefSeq, a predicted model, not a curated record